Messenger RNA from Mercurialis annua (annual mercury), 1275 nucleotides. RefSeq names its product 50S ribosomal protein L14, chloroplastic-like. Gene Ontology annotation, biological process: translation. The record is from RefSeq and is a predicted model, not a curated record. Gene Ontology annotation, molecular function: structural constituent of ribosome; large ribosomal subunit rRNA binding. The transcript has a single exon. The coding region runs from base 98 to 466 and encodes 122 amino acids. Lineage: Eukaryota; Viridiplantae; Streptophyta; Magnoliopsida; Malpighiales; Euphorbiaceae. Gene Ontology annotation, cellular component: cytosolic large ribosomal subunit; ribosome.
UAGCAUCUAAAAAAAAUGCAAGUUUCUUUUUGUUUUUGAACAAAAAAUAUAUCUUUUUUUCUUUGCAUUAAAUUAAAAUAACAGAUAAAAAAAUGAUAUGAUCCAAUCUCAGACCCGUUUAAAUGUAGCGGAUAACAGCGGAGCCCGAGAAUUGAUGUGUAUUCGAAUCAUAGGGACUAGCAAUCGCCGAUAUGCUCAUAUUGGUGACAUUAUUGUUGCUGUGAUCAAGGAAGCAGCACCACAUUCACCUCUAGAAAGAUCAGAAGUAAUCAGAUCUGUAAUUGUACGUACUUGUAAAGAACUGAAACAUGAUAACGGUAUGAUAAUACGAUAUGAUGACAAUGCUGCGGUUGUCAUUGAUCAAGAAGGAAAUCCAAAAGGAACUCGAAUUUUUGGUGCAAUCGCCCGAGAAUUGAGACAGUUAAAUUUUACUAAAAUAAUUUUAUUAGCGCCUGAAGUAUUAUAAGAUAAAAAAAUAGAAAAUAGAAGAUAUACCAUUUAAGAUUUAAGAUUAAGAUGAGACCGUGAUUUUGAAUAAAAAUGAAAUAGAAUUUCAUUAAUAAAUAAUAAAUUAUGUUUCACGCAUAUACCUUUAAUAAAAUUAAGUAAUUCAUAAAAAAAAAAAGAGUAUGUUGAUUAUAUCAAAACUAGAAAGAAAUAAAAAAUUUCGUUUAUCAUGGGCAGGGAUCCUAUUGCUGACAUAAUAACCUAUAUACGAAAUGCUGACAUGAAUAGAAAAGGAACCGUUCGACUAGCAUCCACUAACAUCACCGAAAACAUUAUUAAAAUACUUUUACGAGAAGGUUUUAUUGAAAAUGUCAGGAAACACCAGGAAGGCAACAAAAAUUUUUUGGUUUUAACCCUACGACAUAGAAGAAAAAGGAAAGGGCCAUAUAGAACUAGUCUAAAUUUAAAACGGAUCAGCCGACCUGGUCUACGAAUCUAUUCUAACUAUCAAAAAAUUCCUAGAAUUUUGGGCGGAAUGGGUAUUGUAAUUAUUUCGACUUCUCGGGGUAUAAUGACCGACCGAGAAGCUCGACUAGAAAGAAUCGGGGGGGAAAUCUUGUGUUAUAUAUGGUAAUCUUUCGAAUAUCCGAAUUGUAUCCCAACCUCUUAUUUGUGAAAAAAAAAAAGAAGUUUUUAAUAUAAUUCCUCGUACAUUAAUUGAUACUUGAAGAGAAUUUUAGUUAGAUAAUGAAGAUCUGCUUUUAGAUUAUGUUUCAGUAAAGAUCCAACGCAGUUUAUACUUAUACUGCCCCGAAAUAGUGUUUAGUG